AUCCCAAGAUUGCAGGUUCGAUUCCAGCUUCUUCCUGUCACAUGUGCCCAAACUGUGUAUGACUGCGACUGGGUGAACGUGGCUACAGCGUGAAGCACUUAGAGUGAUAGUUUACUGAUCAUGCCUGGCCUCCGGAUCCCCCUCGAGAUGUACCACUCCUGUCUUUCCAAGUGGAAUCAGCUGGAAAGUCCACCGCCCACGCCCCAAAUCUAACCCCAGGGUUUGAAAUAACUCUGAUUGGCUGUUUGGAAAUCCUUGCUCAGCUGAUGUUGAUGGUUUUACUAAAGCCUGCAAACAUGUUUGAACGAGACAAGUCGGAAUUAUAGAUCAGCUCUCUUCUUCCUCAGUUUGAUGUGUUACUGCAUAACUGUCCUGGUAAAUGUUGCUCUUAUUCUGAUCAUCAUCUUGGAUAAUCAACUUCAUGAACCAAUGUAUAUUCUGCUGUGUGCUUUUUGCAUUAACGCGCUUUACGGAACAGCCGGUUUCUAUCCCAAAUUUCUGUGGGAUCUGCUCUCUCCUGUUCAUGCCAUCUCUUACUCAGGCUGCCUUCUUCAGGCGCAGGUGUUGUACUCCUUUGCCUGCAGUGAUCUGUCCAUCCUUGCCCUCAUGGCAUACGAUCGGUAUCUAGCUAUAUGUCGACCACUGAAGUACCACUCUGUCAUGUCAGUGCAAAGUGCCAUUAAGCUGCCAUGUUUUUUUUGGCUGACAUCAUUUUUCAUCGUCGCAGUCAAUAUUUUUCUUACGUCCAGACUGAGGUUAUGCAGCCCAUAUAUUAACAGACUUUUCUGUGUGAAUUUGAUCAUUGUGUCACUGGCAUGUUUUCCCAGAGACACAUUCAUCAAUGGCAUUGUUGCAAACGUUACAAUAAUAAUAUAUAUAUUUCAUAGUGUCUUUAUUGUAUGGUCUUACAUGUAUAUCAUUAAAAGAUGUAUCAAGUCUAUAGAAAACAGGGCAAAGUUCAUGCAGACAUGUGUGCCGCAUUUAAUUGCUUUAAUCACUUUCUUUCUGACUGUUCUUAUUGAAAUUGUUAAUGAUCGACUUGGAUCCAAAGACUUACCUCAGACACUGAAAAACUUUAUUGCAGUAGAAGUUCUUGUCAUCCCUCCCCUCAUGAAUCCACUCAUUUAUGGUUUCAAGUUGACCAAAGUAAAGAAAAGAAUUAUCGAGUUUGUUACAUUAAAAAUGAAAUCGAUUUAAUCGCACGCGUGUUUCGGAUGUAAUUAUGAGCAAUAUUUUCAGAACCUGCCAUUACUUUUUCUUAAAAAAUAUGUGCCUCAUUUAUCCUUGAAUGGUUUUGACCAGUUUGCAUGCAUAACAGUUUGUUUAUAGCAUAAAUAAUUUUUUCCCACGUGUGAUGGUGAACCAGUUAUGUCUGCUUAAAAUUUAAUUCCAUCGUUGCUCUUGUUUGAUCCAAAAUGUUGUUGUUUUUUUUGUUAUUAGUGACAUGCAAUGACAGAGAUCUCAUCUCACGGCUAAGAUGUUGACCUGUUUAACAGAGUAGUGUGCUUCCGGGAGGAGUCUGUCAGCAGAAAUUUACUGUAGAGAGAUGCAUAUGGCAAAAACUGAAGAAAAAUGUUUCAGCUGUAAUCCAACUUACUCUUUCUUACUGAUAUUUUAAAUCACAAUAUAUAAUUGUCCUCUUUUGCAAGCAAUUCUUUGAUAUCUUUGUCAUUAAUA
Molecule: messenger RNA, 1677 nt
Organism: Fundulus heteroclitus (mummichog)
Lineage: Eukaryota; Metazoa; Chordata; Actinopteri; Cyprinodontiformes; Fundulidae
Product: olfactory receptor 11H6
Exons: 3
Coding region: 352-1197 (281 amino acids)
Biological process (GO): G protein-coupled receptor signaling pathway
Cellular component (GO): membrane
Molecular function (GO): G protein-coupled receptor activity; olfactory receptor activity
Source: RefSeq, a predicted model, not a curated record